AUGUUCCGGGGCAAGUUGUUCAAAGCUGUAUCAGCAGGAGACGAGAAUGAGGUGAAAAGGCUGAUAGAGGAGAGAGUUGAUGUGAACGAGAGAGGGUACCGAGGAGGCCCAUUGCAUGAAGCUUCUAGGAGGGGACGGACGGAGAUCGUUGGCCUUCUUUGUGCCUCGUCGGCCGACGUCAACGCAAGGGACAUCACUAAGGAGACCCCGCUACACUGUGCGGUCUCGUGCGGUCACCUGGAGGCAGCAAAGGUCCUGCUCUGCCAUGGAGCAGAGGUCAACAGCCAGGAGUUUGCGGGGAGCACGCCACUGCAUUCAGCCACUACGUCGCUGUUCAUUCCGAGCAUACAGGUACGGCAACAACUCAUUGAAUUGCUCAUGGCGGCGGGAGGGGACCCUUCGAUUCGUGACAAGGUGAGGGACAAGCGCUGGGUCUUGUGUGCAGUGAAGUUGCGAGGAGGUCGGAAUCGGCCCGAUGGAGAAUUUCUACGUGCAGAGAGUGAGGAAGAUCGGGACGCGGAUGCGAAGCGAGAUUCAGAGAUGCGCAAGUACCUUGAGCUGGCAGCUUCUCCAAAGAGACAUGAAACCGACUCCAAGAACAGCCUUGUCAAAGUCGAUGGCACCAAGAGUUGUUUGUAUGGCACCCACAGGUCCGGCGAAGUUCCAUCCAACAGCAAGACAGACGUCGGCUACGAUACAACUCAUCACAAGAUAUCCAUGUGGAUCGAGGGGGCCAACAAACUGUUUGCAAGAUCCACCAACGACAGAUCGAAGGAAAUGUCUGUCAGAGACGGGAAUGAUCAGGAGUGCGGCGGAAAAUCGUCGGAGUCGGAGAGAGAGUGCUCUGCAGAGAGGGCACAUGGUGACGACAUCAGCCGACUCCCAGUUCUGGGGCACGGGACAUUCAGCUCUGAAGCAGAGGACGCAAAUCACGGACAUCUCUUCCCUUCCCCUAGCAAGGACGACGACGUGCUGGAACAAGACCCUAUCACUGUUUGGAGAGAAGUUGUCAUCCCGGAGUGGGAGGCUCGAUGCAACGGUGAAGGCGUGCGCAAGAUCUGGCGGCAGGGAAUUUCUCCUUACGUGCGGGGGCAAGUCUGGAAGAACGCGAUUGGCAACGACCUGAAGCUCUCAGAGAAGGAUUACCAGGAGAUGCUGAGGAUGGUGGAUGACUUCGUGAGGAAGGACCAGGAGCUACUCCCCCACGAGAGGGAGGCGACCCAGAUGAAGGGGUUCGAGUUCGUGGAGCACGCCAUGUUCGACGACAGCUCGUCCGUACGGCGCUCUGAAGAGAAGCAAGGGAAAGAAGUGUUCCUCGAGCCUCCCUGGAUCGAUCACCAAACCAUCCGGCAGAUCGAGCUCGAUCUCGACAGAACUUACACGGAGUUGGGGCUGUUUGCCACCGACGGGGUCUAUCACAGCCACCUGAGGAACGUCCUGCGCGCUUACUCGUGCUUCCGACCGUCGAUCGGUUAUGUCCAGGGGAUGGGAUACAUCGCCAGCAUCUUCUUGGUGUACAUGAAGCCUUCGGACGUGUUCGUCUGCAUGGCAAACCUCCUGCACCGGCAUCACUUCCCUGCCUUUCUCAAGGUGGACAUCCACGGGAUCGACAGGUUUGUGGCAGCCUUUGAGGAGAGCUUUCACCAUCAUCUUCCCAACCUCUACCGGCACCUCAAGGCCAUCGGAGUCGACUCGAGGCUGUUCCUCGUCGAGUGGUGGAUGACGGGGUUCUGCACGGUCUUGCCGAUCGAUGCUGCUAGCGUUGUGUGGGACCUUCUCCUCUUGGAGGGGAUCGCAUCUUUUGUGAGGAUCACGAUCGGCGUCCUUCAUGAGCUGGAGGAUGAUCUUGUUCAAGCUCCGCUUGAGGUUUGCUUGACAUGCUUAACGCACAUGGAAGACUUCUUCGAGACCGGAGGGUCGCAGGAGCAGGACACGGCUCAGCUUCGGAGGAAGAAGUCGUUCAAGUCUGUGCUGGACUACGCGAACUCGCUGGACAUCUCCUCGGAUCACUUCAUGAGGGCGGUGGAGAAGGACCGGAGGGCUUCGCUCUCCUCCUCGAGCAAGGACGUCCGGCAGCUGCUCCGUCAGAUCGCAAUUCUUGCCAAGGAGGACGAGAAGGCUGCAAGGGAGCGCAGGAACCACCUGCACGACGCCAUCCUCGAGCGCUGGACCAACGUGUGGCGAGCGGCGAAGAGCUGGUCGGACGAGAUAGCAGGAGACGAGCAAGGGCGAGCAGGAGAAACAACCGUGAAGGGGGAGCAGGAGGGGGAGCAGGAGGAGCGGCAGCAGAAGGAUGGGUCAUGCCCUGGAAGAGGGACAGGGGAAGGGGGGGGGGAGGUGGAGGAGGAGACAGUGGAACAAGAAGAGGGUCUGAUGGGGAGGCCCCAAGUUGUUUCUGCUCCUCUCAAUGCAGUCGUUGAGGCAGCUGAAAAGCUCUCGCGGGAGUUUCAGAACGCUGCCGAGGUCUUCCGCGGACGUCACAUCCUCCCCUUGGCGUCUGGUGCCACAGGGAUGAAAAUCCCAUGGCAGCUGGGCAGAGCUGAGAGAGCAGAGGAGGGAAGCAACGAAGAGGGCGAUGGUGGAUCUCGGGUCAUUCCUCCAACUCCUUCACCUCCUCCUCCUCCUUCAUCCAUUGCCGCCGCCACUCUCCUUGCUUCGUCACCCUCGACCGGAGCACGAAAGCUCGAGCCCUCGGACGUGGAGGGAGCCUUGCUGCAGGCCAAGGAGAGUUCAGCAGUCGAGCGGGAGGUGAAGCCGCUAGUUCCUGCUCCUGCCUUCCACCCUCGAGCGUUGAAGAUGGCGGAAGGUGGAGCUGGGCAUGUACAGUAAGCACAAGAAACAUACAGACACAACAACAUGAUCGGCAGUAGAUCUCGAACGAACAAGUUCGACCUCAGAUAAGAAAGAAAGCUAUAGAACCAGUAAGCUGCGCUGGACAAACAAGCAGCAAACAACGCUCGGAUGCAGAAAUUAUUCAAACUUUCGUGAACUACAACACCACAGACUAGAUAUCAACAAGCGU
Guillardia theta CCMP2712 is the source of this 3022-nucleotide messenger RNA. RefSeq lists its product as hypothetical. Gene Ontology annotation, molecular function: protein binding. Lineage: Eukaryota; Cryptophyceae; Pyrenomonadales; Geminigeraceae. The record is from RefSeq and is a predicted model, not a curated record. Bases 1 to 2829 code for a protein of 942 amino acids. The transcript has 25 exons.